AUGUUCGGGCCACUAUUUAUCUUUCGUCUUCUCUUUAUACUUCCGGUCGUCUCAUCGAGUUCCAACCGUAGUCAAGAAAUCGUCAACCUUCUCAAAUUAAAAUCAAUAUUUGGAGAAUCUGAAUACGACGACGUCUUCGCCACUUGGACUCAUCGGAACUCGGCAUGUGAAUUCGCCGGGAUCGUAUGUGAUUCCGGCGGAAACGUCAUUGAGAUCAACCUCGGGAGUCGGAGUUUGAUCAACCGCGGCGGCGACGGUUAUAUUACGGAUCUUCCUUUUGAUUCACUAUGUGAUAUGAAGUUUCUAGAGAAGCUUGUUCUUGGAAACAACUCCUUGCGUGGCAAGAUUCAUCAUAAUCUCCGGAAAUGUAAACGGUUGAGAUACUUAGACCUCGGCAUCAACAACUUUUCCGGUGAGUUUCCGGCAAUUGAUUCGUUACGAUCACUCGAGUUCUUGAGUUUAAACGCUUCUGGAAUCUCUGGAAAGUUCCCAUGGAGUUCUCUUAAACACCUGAAGAUUUUGAGUUUCUUAAGCGUUGGAGAUAACCGGUUCUAUCCGAAUCCAUUUCCCACAGAGAUUCUAAACCUCACCGCCUUGAAAUGGGUUUAUCUGAGCAACAGCAGCAUCACUGGUGAGAUUCCAGAGGGAAUUAAAAACCUUGUUCUUCUACAAAACCUGGAGCUCUCUGAUAAUGAAAUCUCUGGUGACAUUCCAAAAGGGAUGGUUCAGUUGAGAAGUCUUAGGCAGCUUGAGAUUUACAACAAUUACUUGACCGGUAAGUUACCUUUCGGGUUUAGGAAUUUGACGAGUUUGAGGAAUUUUGAUGCCUCUAACAACAAGUUAGAAGGUGAUUUGUCAGAGCUCAGGUUCUUAAAGAACCUCGUUUCUCUUGGAUUGUUCGAAAACCGAUUAACGGGUGAGAUUCCAAAAGAGUUUGGAGAUUUCAAGAGUUUAGCUGCAUUGUCUCUUUAUAGGAACCAGCUUACAGGGAAGCUUCCGGAGAGGCUUGGAUCUUGGACAGUUUUUAAAUACAUCGACGUGUCUGAGAACUUCUUGGAAGGUCAGAUUCCUCCUGAUAUGUGUAAGAAAAGUGCAAUGACGCAUCUUCUGAUGUUGCAGAACAGAUUCACAGGAAAAUUUCCAGAGAGCUAUGCUAAAUGUAAGACUCUGAUUCGUCUUCGGGUAAGCAACAACUCUCUCUCUGGUGUGGUUCCUUCAGGAAUUUGGGGUCUUCCUAAUCUCCAGUUUCUUGACCUUGCUUCAAACCUUUUUGAAGGAAACCUCACUGAUGAUAUUGCUAAUGCCAAGUCUCUUGGUUCUUUAGAUUUGAGUAACAAUCAGUUUUCAGGUUCUUUACCGGUUCAGAUCUCAGGAGCUAACUCGUUAGUGUCAGUCAAUCUUCGCAUGAAUACGUUCUCUGGGAAAGUCCCUGACUCUUUUGGUAAGCUUAAGGAGCUUUCAAGUCUCCAUCUUGACCAGAAUAUUAUAUCUGGUGCUAUACCAGAGUCAUUAGGCUUGUGCACAUCUUUGGUUGAUCUAAACCUUGCUGGAAACUCACUCUCUGAGGAAAUACCUGAAAAUUUAGGAUCCUUACAAUUACUGAAUUCUCUGAAUCUCUCAGGAAACAAACUAUCAGGAAUGAUUCCUGUUGCCUUAUCGUCUCUGAAGCUAAGCUUACUUGACUUAUCCAACAACCAAUUGAUCGGUUCUGUUCCAGAAUCACUUGAAAGUGGAAGCUUUGAAGGGAAUACAGGGUUAUGCAGCUCAGAGAUCACAUAUCUUCAUCCAUGUCCGCGUGGAAAACCUCAGGGACAAGGGAAAAGGAAACAUUUGUCUACAGUCGACAUAUGCUUCAUCGUUGUAUUGGUACUUGCUCUGUUUCUCUUUCUCUGUUACGUGAUUUUGAAGAUAAGACGAGAUAGGUCGAAUCAAACGGCUCAGAAGAAGAAAACCAACUGGCAAGUGAGCUCUUUCCGGUUACUGAACAUCAACGAAAUGGAAAUCAUUGAUGAGAUAAAGUCAGAGAAUCUCAUAGGCAGAGGCGGUCACGGGAAUGUUUACAAAGUAACACUAAAAACCGGCGAAACACUAGCAGUUAAACAUAUCUGGAGACAGGAGAGUCCCCAUGAAAGCUUUAGAAGCUCAACGGCAAUGUUAAGUGAUAGCAACAACAACAGAAAUAGUAACAGAGAAUUCGAGGCAGAAGUCGCCUUGCUAAGCAAUAUAAAACAUAUAAACGUUGUAAAGCUGUUCUGCAGCAUAACGUGUGAGGAUAGUAAGCUGCUUGUAUAUGAGUAUAUGCCUAAUGGAAGCUUGUGGGAGCAGCUGCACGAGCGUCGCGGUGAGCAAGAGAUUGGGUGGCGUGUGAGACAAGCGUUAGCUUUAGGAGCUGCUAAAGGGAUGGAGUAUCUGCACCAUGGGUUAGAUCGGCCAGUGAUUCAUGGAGACGUGAAGUCCAGCAAUAUAUUGCUUGAUGAAGAAUGGAGACCGAGGAUUGCUGAUUUUGGGCUGGCUAAAAUCAUCCAGCCUGAUUCCGCUCAACAAGAUUUCUCAGCUCCUCUUGUUAAAGGAACUCUUGGUUACAUUGCCCCAGAAUAUGCAUACACUAGGAACGUGAACGAGAAGAGUGACGUGUACAGCUUCGGGGUGGUUUUAAUGGAGUUGGUGACUGGGAAGAAGCCGGUUGAGAUAGAGUUCGGCGAGAAUAGUGACAUCGUCAUGUGGGUUUGGAGAAUGAGCAAGGAGAUGAACAGAGAGAUGAUGAUGGAGUUAAUCGAUCCGAGUAUAGAAGAUGAAUACAAGGAGGAUGCUCUGAAAGUUUUGACCAUUGCUUCAUUAUGUACGGAUAAGUCUCCUCAGGCUAGACCGUUUAUGAAAUCAGUGGUUAGUAUGCUAGAGAAAAUAGAGCCUUCCAACAACAACGAUGGAGAAACAAGUUACCAUAUAUGAGAGUGCUA
This is a messenger RNA of Capsella rubella, 2957 nucleotides long. RefSeq names its product receptor-like protein kinase HAIKU2. The record is from RefSeq and is a predicted model, not a curated record. Bases 1 to 2949 code for a protein of 982 amino acids. The transcript is spliced from 2 exons. Gene Ontology annotation, molecular function: receptor serine/threonine kinase binding; ATP binding; protein kinase activity. Lineage: Eukaryota; Viridiplantae; Streptophyta; Magnoliopsida; Brassicales; Brassicaceae. Gene Ontology annotation, biological process: protein phosphorylation.